Molecule: messenger RNA, 3786 nt
Organism: Hirsutella rhossiliensis
Lineage: Eukaryota; Fungi; Ascomycota; Sordariomycetes; Hypocreales; Ophiocordycipitaceae
Product: PIF1-like helicase domain-containing protein
Exons: 11
Coding region: 1-3786 (1261 amino acids)
Biological process (GO): telomere maintenance; DNA repair
Molecular function (GO): DNA helicase activity
Source: RefSeq, a predicted model, not a curated record
AUGGACGAGGAGGGCGCGGUGGAGAUCGAGGAGCUCUUCGCCCUGCUCAACCAAGGACAAGAAGCCGGCGGCCAGGGUGAAGGUCACGGGCCCAACGGAGAAGGCGCGGUUCGCGAUGGAAGUGACGCCUGCCCCGACCAGAACGUUCCAGCGAUCAACGAGGUGACGUCUUCUGGCAUGUUCGCGCUCGACGGACCGCCAGACGUCGCGGACGUGGAGAAGCUGCAGUUUGCCUGUGACGCUGUUGGUGAAGGUGCCGACGACGGCCGUGCGGGCCCGAGAGCGUGGGUCGGGUCCCUAGCCGGGGGGGUUCGGGGGCGUGGCGACGGUGGUUGUGAGCCAUACAUCCGGGUUUCGCGGGGGGGUGAGUUUACCGAUUCCUUUGAGGCGUCCUUCUUUGCCAGGACGUUCCCGACCCUGUUCCCAUUUGGCGUUGGGGACCAAGAGGCGGCCGCGGGAGACCCCGUAUCGUCUCGAAGCUUGAACCUUCAGGCGUGGGCCGAGAUCGUGCUCCGGCGCCAUGGUGGUCGAUUUGCACUGCACCACAUCUUCGCAUUUCUCGUCUUCAACAUGGGGGUGCGGUCGAGGAACCGCCGGGUCAGCAUGUUGAGUGUGGGGAGGAAGAACUUCCGCAAGGUAGAGCGCAUCGUGCGUUCGAUGACCACAGAAAGGCUAGCGGCGGCGAGGGUCGAGUUGGAGAGCUCGGGUAAGACGACCGAUGGUGACGUGAAGGAGCUUCUCAGGAGCCUCUCGCUUUACGGCCACCGGCAGCCCAUGUCGAGAGAGGUCCGUCUCAAUAUGCGGCGGAAAAUCCAGUCGCUCAUCGUCGGAUAUGGCGUGCCGGCCAUCUGGUUCACCAUCAACCCGAACGACAUUACGAACCCGGUGAAGCUGCGACUGGCGGCAUACCGCACACGCGAUCCCGACGCGGCCGAGGAGUUCUUAGAAGGCCUUGGGGAUGCGUAUAAGCGGGCACGGCUGGCGAUAUCGGAUCCCAUGAGCUCGGCCGUGUUCUUCCACCGCGAGAUGAAGCUGUUCUUCGAUCAUUACGUGAAGGUCGGUGAAGACUCGAUGCUUGCCGACAUCCACGGGGAGGAUCAGGCGGCGUAUCGCGAGCGAAUCGUCCGAUACAUCGAUAGCGUCUUCUCAGAGGAUCUGGACCAGGAAAGUUUUUGCGCCGUGCAAGCGGAGCGAUCUGUGACGGGCGGUAUUGGUUCCCUGCUGGACAACGCCGCGCAGUUCUCGGCCGCGUUUAUCGAGGAGGCCAACUUCUGUGCCGGCGCGACGCAGGAGGGCGGAAAGGGACCUCUGCCGGUUCAAGGCGCCAUGGAGAUCCGGAGGACACACAGCAUGGUCAAUCGAUGGAACGAGGCUAUUGCUGUCGGGCUCCGGCACAACCAUGAUAUUUCCUUCAUUGCGACGCAGCGCAAGACAAUGGCCCUCAUCUAUUAUGUCACGAACUACGCGACCAAGGUGGAGGACCCGGUGUGGAAGCGUGUGGCGGCCGCGGCCGAGCUCCUGGCCGCCUCAACAGGGAACAGGACGCGACAGUUCCUGAUGAGAGUGGCGAACCGCGUGUUCACGGAGCGUCCGCUAUCACAGGUCGAGGUCGUCGCUCACCUUCUCGGAUAUCCGGCCGAGUUCACCGACAGCAGCGCGUGGGCGUACCUGAACUGUUCUCUGCUGUACUGGGAAGUCUUUCGGCGAUGGCGGCAUCUCCGAGAAGCCAGUGGCGCUGCGGCUACGGAUGACACCUUGGAUGAGUCGGUGCUCAGGCGGCCGGGCAAGCACGCUACCGCCUGCCUCGACGGCUACCUGAGCAAGGACUUCACCUACGAUGACGAGUCGUGCUACCGGAGGGCAGCCGUGCAGCAUCUUGCGCUGUUCGUGCCGUGGGAGUCCUUCCUGGGCGAAGGAACAGGUGAGAUCAACAGCAUCUGGGCGCGGGCUCGAGACGCUAUGGCCCCGAGAAUAUCACGUCUCGUCGACAACGUGCAGCUGCUUCGACGAUCCGCCGAAGACGCAAAACGCGACGCCAAGCAAUGGGCAGCCUCGUCCGGCGAUGGCGACCCGACGGUCGCACACGUCGAGGAGGGUGGAGCAGGCGAGGCGGGCGCGGAGUCUGCAGCGACAUAUCAGCCCAACAGCAUCGGAGACGCAACGCGGCUCAUCGACGUCGUCCGAGGUGCAGUGGGAGCGAAUCAGGUGACGGCCAAGUCGCCGGAGCUCAUGGCAAUGAUACAGCAGCUCUGUCGGUUUCAGCAAUCGGCGCUGCGCUCGACGGCCGAGCUCGAGGCCACGGCGCUGAUCGAACGAGGAGAGGCGGUUAAGCAUGCCAGGGCGGGUAUUUUCGGGGCCGCACUACCGCCGCAGGAUCAGGUCAAGGCUAUCAAGUCGCAGCAGGUAAGUGCCUCGAAGGAGGGAGAGGAUGAUCCAAGGGAUACAAAGCACGCCCGCCGCCUGGGAAAGCGAUCGCCGCGCAGCGUUGCGAAGGGGGCGGGAAUGGACGUUCAGUUUGGCCCAUCAACCUCCUCCCUCGCGGCGGGCAAGGUGUUGGCAACACGGCUGACGCUGAACAAGAGGCAGUCCAUCGCUUUUCUGAUAAUAUGCCGCCAGCUCGAUUUGAUGCAGCAGACCGACGGGGGCGAUGCCUGCCAGCUGCGCCAGUUCGUUGGUGGCGAGGGCGGUACCGGCAAGUCGCGAAUCAUCGAGGCACUCGUCGAGCUGUUCAGUAAAAAGAGCCUUUCGAAUCGUCUGCUGAUCACGGCGACGUCGGGGACUGCGGCGGCGCGGAUCAACGGCAUCACGAUCCACUCCGCCUGCGGGUUCACUAAAGACCAAGGGGCGGGGGGCGCGAACAUGGUCAAAGACCUUGACGGGGUGCGGCUGCCGAAACAGGCGGAGCGGUUCAUCCACGGCCAGUCUCGAAUGGAUUGGCAGGAGAAGGAUGUGCUCGUCAUCGACGAGGUGAGCAUGCUCGGGGCGCGGACGCUGCACGCCGUGAACGAGCGGCUUCGCCGGCUUCGCGGAUCGCGGCAAGAUUUCGGGGGGAUCCCCAUCGUCCUCUUCUGCGGAGAUUUUCAGCAGUUCCGGCCGGUCCAAGAGAGGUCGAUCGUCCUGCCUAGCGCGGCCAUCUCGUGGGACGUAGACAACUCGUUCAAGGCCGAGCAGCGUCACCAGCACGACAAAGCGCACGCACUGUGGAAGAGGUUCACGACGGUCGUCAUGCUGGACGAGCAGAUGCGCGCCGCCGGCGACCCGGAGCUGCAGAGGCUGCUGAAGCGGAUCCGUCUAGGCGUGCAGGAUCGGACGGAUCUAAACCUCCUCAACUCAAGGUGCUACCGAGAUCGGAAGGCGGAUCCCUUGGAGACGGGCAUCACCGUGGUGACGCCGCUCAAUAGGAAUCGGUGGAACCUGAACAUGGAGGCGAGCCUGGCGUUCCGGGUCCAGCAGCGGUCGACGAUGCGCAUUUUCAUCUCCGAGCACAAGUGGAAGGAGGAGCUGCCGACGGAGGAAGAGGCGAUCAUGAUACUCAACCAGGGCGACGAUAGCGCGAUCCCGGUGCCGGCCGUCUUCAUGUUCGUGGCCGGGAUGCCCAUCGUCGUGAACCACAACACCCACCAGGGGCUGAAGCUAGUGAACGGCGCGAGCUACUCGGCGGUGGAGGUCAUUGCCUGCUUGAAGGCCAAUUUCUCCAAGUGUUCAGCGUCCUACCUUCAGCAGCUGAAGCGCGGUCUGUCGAAAUCCGAAGUCGAAUACCUGUGUGUUAGUAUUGUUGAAGGUUAG